CUUCUGUUUGUUUAGCAUUGGCGGCCUCGUUUGCCAACACAUCAUCACACUUCACUUCCAUUAAGAGAGAAUCAAAUCACAUCACACUUUGUUUACGUUAUUUCCAUCUCCACAAUUUCACCUCACUCUUCUUUCAUUCUUCCCCCUCAAAUUCAAUCCAAUUCUCUGCCGCUAAACUAAACCCUCACUCUCUCUCUCUUCUUCUUCUUCUUCUACUUCUUCCAUUUUCUUCAUCAUUCAUUCAUCUUCCAUUCAAUUUCAUCAUUUCAUUCAUGUCGACACCAGGGGAAGAUCAAAUUCACCAUUUCUCACCAUUCAAAUUCGAUUUAUUGCAUUCCCCUAACCCUUCUCAUGUGAAUCCUUAUACUCCUAUGCUUCCCUUGAGUCAAAGAAACGGAAUCAAUAAUGUUAACUUGCAUGCUAGUAAUGUUGAAGUGUUUCCUACUCAGAGUAAUACGGUUAAUCUUCCUCCUCUUCUUCAAAUUGAAACCAAUCAAAGAGGAAAGCAUAAUGGUAAAUCAAAAGUUUCAAGAAAUUCAAAAUCUGCAGCGGCUCAGAUGACAAAUGGAGAGUCAGCCAAUGCAGCGGCAGUAAACAACUGUCGUUAUGACAGUUCCUUAGGAUUGUUAACCAAGAAAUUUGUCAGCUUGAUCCAAAAUGCUAAGGAUGGUACCCUUGAUCUAAAUAAAACUGCUGAGGUCUUAGAGGUUCAAAAAAGGAGAAUUUAUGACAUUACAAAUGUUCUUGAAGGAAUAGGAUUGAUAGAGAAAACUUCAAAGAACCAUAUACGGUGGAAGGGUUGUGAUGGAAUUGGGCCACGAGAACUAGAGGAUCAAGUUAAUACUCUAAAGGCUGAAGUUGAAAGUUUAUAUGCUGAGGAAUUCAAACUUGAGGAGUGUAUAAGCGAAAGGAAGGAGCUUCUCAGAAACCUGGAAGAAGGUGAAAACACCGGAAAGUACCUUUUUUUAACCAAGGAAGAUAUUCUUACCCUUCCAUGCUUUCAGAAUAAGCAACUUAUUGCAGUCAAGGCUCCGAAAGCUAGUUUCAUUGAGGUCCCCGAUCCAGAUGAGGAAUUAGGCUUCCACCAAAGGCAGUACAGAAUGAUUAUUAGAAGUGCAACUGGACCGAUAAAUCUGUACCUCUUGAACAAGCACGACCACAAGUUAGAGGAUGUGAGUGUCCAACCGGAAGAGUCAAUGGACCCAUCGUGGAGUAGCAACCACUGCAGAACGGAGCGUGUCGGAUUAUCAGAAAGCAAUGGUUAUCAGAAAAACCCUUCUGGGAGUUUAAGUUCGCAUGGCUCAGAGGCUUUUGGAAUUCAACAAAUUACUCCUAUGAAUUUAGAUGUUGAUGGUGACUAUUGGUUUCAAUCAGAUCCUGAAGUUGGCCUAACACAAUUGUGGGGGUAGAAAUAUCUUCAAAAGUGCAGUUGGCUUAAAUAGAUGAACUUCUCAGUUCGCAACGAUGUUCGCUGACAUAUGCGGUCAAUAUGCGGUCAAUAUGUAAAUGUUAGGCUGCUAAUUGUUGCUAAACAUGACAAAGAGUACAUUUCAAGCUGUAAAUGUUUAGCUUUUUUCUUUCCUUCUAUUUUAUGUGUUUCUUAGAGCAGUUGCUUAACUAGGACUGCCGAAUAAUGUUAGGGUGCCUGUGAUGCACUGCACAACAAAUAGAGAAGAAUACAAAAUAAACAUACAAGAUCCAAUAAGUUUAUUUUAUGUUAUUUUAUAAUUCAUGCACAAUACAAACAGUUUCAUGAGAGAGGAAAUAAGAUGGAAGGUGAAGUUUGAAGGAGAAAGUUACUUUUAUUAUUUGGAAGAUAUUGUGCAUGGUGUUAAAAGUACUCUUUCAUUUCUUAAGUUUAUUUAAUUAUUUGUUUUUGAAAACUCAUAAUUUUUAUUAAAAAAUAUAUAUAUUAGUUGCCAUAAUGAGGCUUGACGAGCCAAGACGAAACAAUAAUAUUAGCAUUAGAGAUCAUUUUUGGAUUUGUCUCUU
Molecule: messenger RNA, 1992 nt
Organism: Vicia villosa (hairy vetch)
Lineage: Eukaryota; Viridiplantae; Streptophyta; Magnoliopsida; Fabales; Fabaceae
Product: transcription factor E2FC-like
Exons: 14
Coding region: 273-1409 (378 amino acids)
Biological process (GO): regulation of transcription by RNA polymerase II
Cellular component (GO): RNA polymerase II transcription regulator complex
Molecular function (GO): protein dimerization activity; RNA polymerase II cis-regulatory region sequence-specific DNA binding; DNA-binding transcription factor activity, RNA polymerase II-specific
Source: RefSeq, a predicted model, not a curated record